Messenger RNA from Vicia villosa (hairy vetch), 1652 nucleotides. Its product is annotated as calcium/calmodulin-regulated receptor-like kinase 1. The transcript is spliced from 8 exons. Gene Ontology annotation, biological process: protein phosphorylation. NCBI's taxonomy places the organism in Eukaryota, Viridiplantae, Streptophyta, Magnoliopsida, Fabales, Fabaceae. The record is from RefSeq and is a predicted model, not a curated record. Bases 147 to 1421 code for a protein of 424 amino acids. Gene Ontology annotation, molecular function: protein kinase activity; ATP binding.
UCUCACUGCAUUUCAUGCUCUCUCACUCUCUUCCUUCCUUUACCCAUUGAAAUGGAUUAGAAUCAUUCCCAUUCUCCUCCUCAAUCCUCAUUAUCAUAUCUUAUGGUACAUUGGCAGACUUAUAAGUAUUUCUCAAUUUCCAUGAGAUGGACAGGGAUCUAUUGUUAUUGAUAAUAGGAAUAUGUAUAGGCUUCGUAAUUGGAGCUGGUUUGGGAUUUUUAAUUUUAGUCCUCUUCAUGUGUGGAAGGAAGUGUGUAGAGGAGGAAAAGAGCAGUCCUCAGAGAACUGAGGCCGUUACCGGUCAUGUCAAAAGGGUUGAUUCCAACAUAUCAUUAUCAGACUCCAAUGCAGCUUUGGAGUCACCAAGAACAUCGGAAUGGAGUAACGCAAAUUUUUGGUUAGAAGGACUUAGGAGGAAGAAUUCAAUCUCAGCAUGUGGAAUUCCCAAGUAUUCUUACAAAGAUAUAGAAAAGGCUACUUCUAAUUUCACAACAAUCAUAGGCCAUGGAGCAUUUGGUUCUGUUUACAAAGCACAAAUGCCUACAGGUGAGACGGUUGCAGUUAAAGUUCUUGGUGCUAAUUCAAGACAAGGAGAACAAGAAUUUUUAACUGAGGUUCUAUUACUUGGAAGAUUACAUCACAAAAACCUUGUGGCUUUGGUGGGAUAUGCUGCAGAAAGAGGACAACAUAUGCUCCUUUACAUUUACAUGAGCAAUGGCAGUCUUGCUUCUCAUUUAUAUGGAAAAGAUCACGAGCCAUUAAGCUGGGAUCUGAGACUUAGCAUAGCACUAGAUGUUGCAAGGGUGCUGGAAUAUCUACAUUAUGGGGCCGAUCCACCUAUUGUGCACCGUGACAUCAAGUCUUCCAACAUUCUAUUGGAUCAGUUUAUGAAAGCCAAGGUCACUGACUUUGGGCUUUCCAGACCAGAGAUGAUUAAACCGCGUACAUCCAAUAUCAGAGGAACUUUUGGAUAUCUUGAUCCUGAGUAUGUAUCUACUAGUACCUUCACUAAGAAAAGCGAUGUUUAUAGCUUUGGUGUGCUACUUUUCGAGCUUAUUACUGGAAGGAAUCCACAGCAGGGUCUCAUGGAAUACGUAAAAUUAGCUGCCAUGGAAAAUGAGGGCAAGAUUGGAUGGGAAGAAAUUGUGGAUCCGCAACUGAACAGAAACUAUGAUGUCAACAAGCUUAAUGAUAUGGCUUCACUUGCAUUAAAAUGUGUUAGUGGAGUUUCCAAAACUAGACCUUCAAUGAGGAACGCUGUUCAAGCAUUAUCUAAGCUUUAUAAGAAGUCUAGAAGAAAUCCUAGCCGGGCAUCUUCUAUUACAUUAAGCGAAGUGUCUGUCGAAGUGGAACAGCCAGGAACUCGUGACUUUUCAUCUAUUGAGGGUUCACAGGAGCUGCGCAGAUUGCACAGCCGAUAAUCCAUGGAGUUUAUCGGUGUUCUUCAAUGUUCAAACCAUCUAUCUUCUUUUAUUUUCGUUUAAUUGGCUUAAAAUUUAUCUUCAAGAGUUAUAAAGUCAAUUGUACAAUUGGUUUGCAGUGUUCGUGCAUAGAAAUUAAUCUCUCUGUUAAACCAUUGGGAAUGUAAAGCCCCCUAACAUUGUUAAACUGAAGAAUAUUGUGCUCUUGAUGAUAAGUUUUUUUAUUAUUAA